UCAUGGCCACACACAGCUGAUGGCAAGCGCGUUAGAACGCGCUGUUCUCUAGUCUGAGAUAUAAAGGACAAACUCAAAUCUUUCCAUCCCCUCCUAUCUACUGUAGAUGUGGAAUACUUCAUAGCACAUCUGAGGCCAGUAAUCUUUCCGUGGACCUCAACAGACUGCUGAAUCAAAGCGGACUAUCUAUCAUGCAUCCGUUUGGCCGUGAAGAAGAGACCUCCAGACGCGAGCUCUUCGGCUUCUUCACGCGGUGUUUGACGCGCGGUGAGUGGGAGCUCGCGGCAGCCUGCGUGGGUCAGCUCGGCGAUGCGAGCGGAGAUGAUCCCCAUGGCCCACACAAUAUCGUUAAAGCCAUCGUUACCCACCCAUACCCCCUCAGAUGGGAAACAGUGGGCAGCCCUCACAGACUGGCCUGGUAUUGGCUUCAGAUUCUGGAAACACAGACUAAAAUAAAGGUGAGCGGGUCUGUGAAGAGAGAACUGGAGUUCAUGUUGCUUCUCGAGGAACUUGGAGAUGUGCCACUGUCUGUGCUUAAGGAGCUGCAUGAAGCCUUCCUGUACUCUCAGGAAGUAAAGGGAAACAUUCCAGGUGAUUGCACCACUCCACUGAGCGCUGCUGUUCUAUCCUGCCUCCGUUCUCUUUUAAUCCGCCAGCAGCCGCAGCUCUGCCACUCUCUCAUCAGCUUCCUUCAGCACUCAGGCCACUCCAGAGACCACACCUUACAGGAUGUCUUUAUCCAGCACCUCACUGAGCGAGUGAACGUGCCUGUGGAAGAGAGGAAUGAGAAAUGGGUGGAAGAGGUGUGUUCAGCGCUGGCCUUAGCACCAUGGGGGCCAGAGAGGUCAAAUGCUCAGCUAGAGACCCUGUGGAAGGGUUUGUGGUCAGCUAGAGAAGGGCCCAUGACAGAGGAGAGAAUUCUGGGAUGUCUGCUGAGGCCGCAGGGUCAGGGUCAGGGUCAGGGUCAGGCUCAGGCUCUGUUGACGUCGUACAGCUCCACAGCACUCAGGCUGCUCAAAGAGAAACUGCUGAGAGAGGCUCCACAUACACAGGUGGACUUGCCUGAUCUGGAAAGGGUCAUGCUUGGCUUGUGCUGUCAUAGUGACAAGCGUUUGGUGUGGAAAGCCAUUUACUUUGAGUGUUUGAGCACUGGAAAGCACUUUCUGGAGCAGGUCUUGCUUACUGGUUUAGAUCUCAUAAAGCGGGAAGAGUUUGCCAAACUGGAAACACUAUUGCAGGCUGAGUUUCAGCCUUUGUCCCGCCUCUUGUUGUUAUUGGGCUGGAUGCAUUGUCAAAGCCUGGAUUCUGCCAAAACCCUUUUAAGCGUCCUACAUAACCAACAGCCCCAGACAAAUGAUUCAGUAUUGAGUGAGUUAGCUUGCACUCUGUCCUCUCAACUUGGUGUGCUAGAAUGGUGCGACCAGAACAACCCAGGGAUAUCCCAUGAUGCCUUGCUGAAUCACUUACACAUGCUGAACCAUCACUCUGCCCUGUAUGUGUUGCACUCCCUGACACCCCUCGCCAAAUACGAGGAGCACAGAGUUCUGGAACUGCUGCAAAGAACAGGAGAUCCUUCAUUAGUGGACUCACCCAGCAGCUCUGUCCAGCGGAAUAUUACUCUGUUUCGAAGCUUCUGUGCCAUGAAGUAUGCUCUUUACGCCAUCUGUGUGAAUGCACACACGCACACCGGCUGCCUGGACUGUGAGCCACUGCAUCAGCAGCAGACAGAGGAGGGCCAAGGGGAGGAGCCAACCGAAGGAUGCUCUGAUCUAUUCCAGCACUACCUAUCAGAAUGUCAGCUGUACCUGGAAGCUGUUCCAGCAUUAUUCCGUUUGGAACUCUUGGAGAACAUUUUCUCCCUCCUUUUCCUUUCUGACUCUGACUUCAGCCCACAAUCAGAUCAGAUCAGUACGGGCACAGAAAUUCAAACAGACACAAACACAGAGAAAAUGAAACCAAACAGUGCUAAAAGUAUAAGCACAGCUGAGAGUGUCUUAAGUGCAGAAAAGGAAGGUGGAAUGAUGGAGGAAUUGAAAGAAGAGAUCCAAAGUAGAGAUUCUGAUCAGAUGAACCCUGAGCUGGGCCACCUGACGUCAGGGUGCCGGGGGUUUCUGGUGGAUUUGAGUGUAAUGGAGGGGAUUCUGCGGCUGGUGAAGGAGGGCUUGGAGGGUGUGUGUGGGGUCGGGCAGAAGGGCGGCAGGGCGCUUGCGGCCGAUGUGGAGUUGGCAGAGAGUCUAGGAUGUUCUGUUACAGCGGAAACAUUCAGUGCCCGGUUACAGAGAUUGUCUAAAUACACGGCAGAAGCCCAGUGGAGAUUGCAGAUUGUUACUAGCAACCAUGGCAAUGGGAAUGAUGGCUUGUACUUUCCAUCUCCACUCCCCAGUCCGGCACUUCCUCUGAAACGCCAGGGCAGUGGCAGCAGCAGUUCAGGUGUUCGGAGGAAGAGAAGAAACCAUCGGCACCGCUCUGAACGUCACGCCUCAUCUGAACGUCAGAACGGGGAGGUCAGCACCAGCACCUCAGAUGGCGGGGUGUGUGUUAGGGCUGUGUGCCGUGGGAGUGAAGUGUGUCCAUGUGGUGGACCCCAUAGCUGGCUGAUUCCUGCGAUGCUCUCCCCACCUGAGUCUCUCCUCAUCGCCUGUAUACGCAGAGGCAACUACAUAGAGGCCCAGCAGGUGAUUGCGAUGUAUAGCUUGGAGAACUCUGAGUGUGCGGGUGAACUGGUCUUUAUGGACCGGUACCGGGAGGUCCUGACUGAGCUGGCUCAGGUGGAGCAGAAGAUAGAGAGCCAGUCACUUUCUUCAUCAUCCUCGUCUUCAGAGGGUCUGGGCACAGUGGGUGUUGCUCCAGCAGGCAGGACUAGAAUGGGCAGCAGCAGCAGAUUAACACUUAAAAGCAUUGGGAGCGCAGCAGCCGCAGGCAUGGCCUUUUAUUCUAUCUCUGAUGUGGCCGAACGUUUACUCAGUACCUCGAGCCGGCCAAUACCCUGUCUAGAGGACAAUUACUGGCUCUCCCAGCACUCUGCAGACUCCCCAGACCUCGUGCAACCACUGCUGGAAGAGUUGAGCCCUGCAGCUAUGGCGGCAUUUGACCUCUCCUGCUGUCAGUGCACACUGUGGAAAACUUCAAGGCAGCUGCUCGAGACUGCCGAAAGAAGACUCAGCAGCUUUCUGGAGGCCAGAGGUAUGCGAGUAGAUCCAAAGGUUCUUCACACCAGCAGUAUUAGAGGCUUCCCUUCAGUACUGCAACAAAUCAGCAAGGUCCUUAAUAGAACCUCCACCAGCAAAGGAACAAACUGUAAUGGAGAGGAGAAUGCUGUCUACAGUCCCUUUGGCUGUAGUGCCCAGGAAGUGCUGCUGUCUUGUCAUUCAACAUUAACAGAGGAGAGUAUCGCCUCCCGUCUAAACCUGAAUCAGCGCCUAGAGGUCACACUUCAAACCCUGACCUCUGCCACCAACACCUCAGUAGAUGGUCUGACAGGGAGCUCUCUCCUGACGGCGCUGGCUGAACAGGCUGGUCUUAAGCAGUCUGAACUCGAUUCCCAUCCAGUGCGGACUGCUAUGAAACAACUCCUACAGUAUCUAGACCAGCUCUGCCCGUUUGAGCCUGACAGCGCCCCUGGCAGGCCAGAUUACAUACGCAACUUCCUUGAUUAUGUCAAUGUGUUGGCUUCAGUACUGGUGCGCAGUCUAUGGUCAGAAGAUCAGUCCAUGGAAGUGAAACUCGGAAAUCCUCUAUUACUUUUGCUUCAGUCGCCUACCCAGCUUCUCUCUCUCCUGUUGUUUGACAGACAGGUGUCACCUGACAGGGUUCUGUCUCUCCUGCAGCAGGAGCGGCUGCGUUUUAGUGUGCAACAGGUUGUAGUUCAGCGCUGCUGUGAAACUCUCCCUCUCUGGGAUUCUAGGGCUGUGACCUUUUCUCAGGGGCAGCCGAGGAUUGCUGGGCUCAACAGUGGGGUGUUCUGCCCAGCCAGCAUUGCCUCAAUUCUCCAGCAGUAUGCUCUGGAGUGCGCCCCUUCCCUUGACAUCUCUGACCCUGCCACAACCUCUGACCCCAGUUCUGAGUCUGAGGUCUCUGUGGAGGACAUGUCUGCUACAUCCACCAGUCUCUCCACUUCUCCGCCCUCACCGUCUUCAUGCCCUCCUUCUUCUUUUCUCCUCACUCCAUCUGCACUGUCUUUCCUGAAGUCCCGUUCACCCCUUGUCGCCGCCCUGGCUUGCCUCAGUGCCAGUCGGGGUGGCGUGACCCGAGCAACCUCCUCUGGCUGGUCAGGCUAUUUUCGCGGAUCUGGACGUAAAGAAGUGGUUUUGGAUGGAGACCAGAUCUCAAAGGAAGGGGAAUCCCUGCUUAAAAACUUCCCUAUCCUGAGAAUGUACCUACGGACCAUGGCUGAGCCAGUUCUAGGGGUCUCGUUGGAAGCAGAUGAGGGUCUUGGGGCAGCUCUCUGUGGGAAGCCUGUGGUGGGAAUGUUGUUUUCUGGCUUGCAGAGCAAUGUGGGACAAGCAAUUGCUGCUGAGGCUUUUCAGCAAGCCCUAAAUAUGGGUGAUCUGAACAGAGCCCUAGACCUCCUAGAGCUGUAUGCACAACCCUGCAGUCAGGAGGGGGCACUCCGGGACAAACUGCUGGCAUGCACUGCCCUGCAAGAAUGCAGCAGUGCGGAGCAGUUGUUUCGUGUAAGGGACUGGGAGCUGCGUGGACGUGUGGUUCUGCAGGGUUUGGACCGCUGGCCUUUACAAGAGUGUUUAGAGCUGCUGCAAUUCUGUCUCAGUGACCAGGACACCCAGGAUCCACUCCGAGAGCAGCUUCAGCAGAGGAAACAUGAGCUGGACAUGUACCAGCAGAUGCUGAGUUUGCAGCCACCAUUGCCAUGGGAGGCGUGGCAGGAGUUGAGGGAGGAGUCUACAAAGAAUCCUGAAUCUGUAUUCAGUCUAAUGCUGGAGGCCAAGCUGUUCAUAGAGUGGUCACGUUCUGACUCUGUCAUUAGUCUGCAAGAUGCAUUUCUGCAGUGUCCAGCCCAGGAGAGCGGCCCCUCUUCUCCAAGCCACACCCCUCCUCCAUCAGCAGGCAGCACACCCAUGCAUACACCCUCCAGUGAGAGACGCCCCAGUGGGAAGAGGAUCUGGCAGCUGGCCACACCUUUCACCCCUCCAGAAAAAACCCCUGACCGCAAGGACUGGAUCCCAGACCACAAACAGCACAUCUGUAUGGUCUGCCAGAGGGAGAGAUUCACCAUGUUUAACAGACGGCACCACUGCAGACGCUGUGGCAGGCUGGUGUGUCAUUCCUGCUCCUGCAGGAAGAUGGUUGUAGAGGGCUCUGAAGAGCCUGUCAGAGUCUGUGACCAGUGCUACAACUUCUUCCACAUGGACUCAGAUGAGGAGCCUGAACAGGGGGAAGUUGGCAGCCCUGCAUCCGUUGAUGGAGUCCUAAAUGGGGUUCUCAGUCUGCCUGAGGUUCCACGAAAGCAGUACCGCCUGAGUCCAAACCCAGCAGAGAACCAGCAGCUGAAGAGCGAGUUCUACUAUGAGCAGGCACCCAGCGCAUCCCUGUGUGUCGCUAUACUGACGCUACACAGUGAUCACGCAGCCUGCGGGCAACAGCUGAUUGGCCACUGCCGCUCACUCUCCCGCAAACUGACCAAUCCUGAGGUGGAUGCACGUCUGCUGACAGAUGUGAUGCGUCAGCUGCUGUUCAGUGCCAAACUCAUGUUUGUAAACGCUGAAUGCACCCAUGAGCCUGCACUCUGUGACAGUUACAUCAGUAAGGUGGAUGUGUUGAAGAUCCUAGUCAGUGCAAACUACAAAUACAUUCCAUCUCUGGACGAUAUUCAGGAAAUGACUGCAGUGACACGUCUGCGCAACCAGCUGCUAGAGGCAGAGCACUACCAGCUAGCUGUGGAGGUAUCGACUAAGAGUGGACUAGACCCUAACGGAGUUUGGCAGGCAUGGGGUAUGGCGUCUUUGAAGGCUGGAAAUCUGAGUGGGGCCAGGGAGAAGUUUGCCCGCUGUCUGAAAGUGCCAGUAGAUCGGAACCAGCUAAACCAUGGAGUGAGACUUCUGCAGGAGAUCAUUCAGCACCUGGAGUCCACAGUCAAACCCACUCUGAGCACGACUGUGGAUGAGGACAUCCUGGCCUCCUUGCGUGAGCUGGAGGAGGCUCUCUCUGAUUCUGCUCCUCUAGAUGGAGCAGAGGGCAGAGUUCAGCGGUGCAGCUAUUAUCAGGAGUGUCUGUUUUACCUGCUCACUUACGGCACACACCUAAGCCUCAUCAGCUUUUACCUGCGGCACGACUGCCUGAGAGACGCACUCACCCACAUACAGAACAAGGAGUGUUCGGAGGAUGUGUUCCUGGAGGGCAUCUUUCAGCCCUGUCUUGAACGUGGACGGCUGGGGGCUUUGCAGGGUCUGUUAGAAACUCUGGACCCCACACUAGAGACCUGGGGCCGUUACCUUCUUUCAGCCUGUCAGUUACUCCAGCGCAGGGGACACUACCAUUCUCUGUACCAACUCCAGCAGUUCAUGAUGGAUCACAUUCGUGCCGCUAUGACCUGUAUCCGCUUCUUUUCUCACGGUGCUCAGUCAUAUCUGCAGCUGGGAGAACAGCAGCGCUGGCUGAUCCGAGCCAAAGAGCACCUGAGAACUUACCUGCAGGAACAACAGAGCCGCAGGAAAUCACACAGCUCCUCUUUCAGGAAGAAAAUGAGCUCCACUGAUGUCUCCAGACACAUGCACACAAUUGAGCUGCAGCUGGAGGUGACACGCUUCUUACACCGCUGUGACAGCUCACCAUCCAGGACAGCUGUAAGCCCCGCCCUCACAGGGAACAGUGCCCCACCCACUCUGUUUGGAAACAGCCCCAUGAAGGUGGAUGUGGCCUGCAAGGUGAUGCUGGGAGGCAAGAACAUCGAGGAAGGUUUUGGCAUUGCAUAUCGAGUAAUACAGGACUUCCAGCUGGAGGCACUGGCGGUGUACAUACGGGUCGGACAGCGCCUUGUCCGGCAGCGUCAGUACUCAUCUGUGCGGCAGCUCCUGAAGUGUGUAGGGGAGUCUGGGACAGCCUCUAAACAUGACUGUGACGCUAUUGUGCUCAGCUGUGUCUCAAUAGCUGAUAAGAGUCCAGCUGAUGCUAAAGAACUAGAGGGCCUGAUUCUAGAAUCUAAGAGUCCAGAAAACAAGAUAAAGGCAUAUCUUCAGUGCAGUAAGCUGCGGGCAGCGUAUCUCCAGGCUGUGAAGCUUGAGCUUGUGAAGGCGGCUCCAUUUGUACAGGAUGUGAUGCGGGCCGCUGAGAGCUCAGGUGACUCUGUCAUGCACGAUAUCUGCCGCCAGUGGCUCUCGGAGCAUCAGGAACGAUCGUCACGGCAAUAACUGAUAACCACUACCAGUUUCUAUUGUGAACUCUAAUUCCUGUUGGUCACUGAGAUAUUCUGCUCUGCUUUGAUUGGCUGGAGUGAAAUAAUAUGCCAGGAAAUGAAUCACAAUUGUGCCAAUUUUGUUACAUCAUGUCUAUUCACAAUCUAGCUCAUUAUGGGACCAGUCCAACUACCAAACCUCAUCCAAUGAAAUUAGAAAAAGGCCUCUCGAUCUACAAGUCCCCAUCAGAAAGAAAACUGCUUAACAUCACAAAACAUUUGACAAUUAUGACAACAUUCACAUCUGUGUUUUUUAGUAUUUGACUGAGCUUAUUCUCUUACCUCAGGAAAAGGGAUUUUUCUUCUAAUCACUGUGACUAAAUCUCAUCCUGAUGGAACAAGGCCAUAUGGUAGUGAAGUUAUCUGGAGUCUGCCAUUUAAAUGAAUUCUUAUCUGAGUUCAUGGCAAGUUUGCAAUGGUGUCACUAUAAAUUUAGUGUCACAUCAGACCUCAAAAAAAAAAAAAAGGUAGUUUAUUUUGGUCCUCAGUGAGAGAUAGCAAUCAGAUGUGGUUGAACUACAAAAUGUAUUGUUAAAAGGGAAGGUGUGAUUUACAGGCAUUAUGAUGAGGGAGCGCUGAGAACAAAUAUACGCAGUGUUUUAGAUACUGCGAAACUCUAAACUAACAGUUACAAUUGUAAAGUAAGGGAUUCUGGGUAUAACGUCGCAAUUUUCGAAAUAUACUGUAUCAGUGAAAUGUUGCUUACGUGUUUGUCUAUAACACAGAUUACCCUACAAUUAAUGCCCUGAAAUUAUGUGCACGGUUUAUGAAUGUGUGUGUGAAAGAGGCUGUGUGUAUAUAUUUACAGUAUGUUAAUCAGAUUAAACUGUCUCUGACCCUCCUGUAAUGUUUCAUAAUGUGAACUCUGUGAAUGUGUAUACAUUUUAUGGUGUAAAGUUAAUCACAGUUUAAAAAGGGAGGUGGUUUACUGCUUUUUUAGGGAUAUGUUAAAGGGAUAUUUCACACACAAAUUUAAAUUG
Messenger RNA from Sinocyclocheilus grahami, 8388 nucleotides. Its product is annotated as zinc finger FYVE domain-containing protein 26. Lineage: Eukaryota; Metazoa; Chordata; Actinopteri; Cypriniformes; Cyprinidae. Gene Ontology annotation, biological process: regulation of cytokinesis; double-strand break repair via homologous recombination; mitotic cytokinesis. The record is from RefSeq and is a predicted model, not a curated record. Bases 192 to 7364 code for a protein of 2390 amino acids. Gene Ontology annotation, cellular component: centrosome; lysosomal membrane; midbody. Gene Ontology annotation, molecular function: metal ion binding; phosphatidylinositol-3-phosphate binding. The transcript has 40 exons.